AUGUGGGUAUACUUCUUCGUUCUUCGACCAACAAGCCGACGAGGACAAACGUGGAUUUUCGAUUCUAGAACUCAUCGCCACUUCCAUGUUCAUCAAAUACCUCCCACUAGUCUUUCCAUAGCCACUAUUUCAAAGGUUUUGAUUAACCGUUCACAAAUCAAGUUGGACAAACGAGUUAUUGCUGUCGGUUUGCAAUUCUUUGUGGUCCUUUCAAGGAAGUGUCCUUGUACCGCCCCCAGGGUAUCUUUAGGGGCCCCUGAUUUCAAGUUCCAGCACGUAGCCCCCGAUCUCGCACCAACUCUUCUGUCUGAUUCUAUCAUUACCCCUACAUGUGCUGCAGCUCAGUAUCUCCCUCGUUGCCGCGUACUGGUUGCCUGGUUCUUAGGGCUAGCCUUCCUCCCACACUUUUAUUCUCCUCUGGCCUCUUCCUUCCCUUAUUCCUCCUCCUUCCUUUCUCACCACAGCCACAUCUCGAGCAGCUUGGGAAGUCACCUUGAGGCUUUCCUUUCCAGCUCACCUGCGCGCGUCUAA
Fusarium poae is the source of this 531-nucleotide messenger RNA. RefSeq lists its product as uncharacterized. Bases 1 to 531 code for a protein of 176 amino acids. The record is from RefSeq and is a predicted model, not a curated record. NCBI's taxonomy places the organism in Eukaryota, Fungi, Ascomycota, Sordariomycetes, Hypocreales, Nectriaceae. The transcript is spliced from 4 exons.